UGUCUGCAACACUGUUAGAGGGAGAAGCGAGAAUGACCGAAGAAAGAAAGAAAACGUUCCGGCGGACAGAGGUUCCUGUUGCAGCUGUUGCAGUCACUAGCCAACAAAGACCUUAUUAACAGGACAAAAGGCUAAAAAGAAAAGCUGCCACAAUUCACUACCUCAAAACAAAAAAGGAUACCCUAUGAAAUACAGGGAAGAGAAGAGAGCUUUAUUUCCUUCUGUUGUGAUGCUGAUUCUGCCAAAAUAAAAAGCUCAUCACUGAAGCUUUCCAUCUCAUCAGUGAGAGAAAGAGAGCGCUCUCCGGCAAUCUCUCCUUCUCCAAUCCUUCCCCCCCUCCCCUUGGAGCAAUCAACGGAUUAUUGCUAACUGUGCGGGAGGCAGCCUGCAGCUGCUGCGUCUACUGGUGGAGAACUGGCUAGUUAAGCUACUGACUGCAAUGUGCUGUUCAUAGCUGAUUUUAAAUCAGCCGAUCUUGGCAGAGAGUGAAACAGACUAGAGAGCGUGGAUACACUGAGAAAGAAAGAUCGACUGCAGCAGCAAAAAGGUGGGGAAUAAACAACAAAAAAAAUCUACAUAAUUCGCAUUGCCUGGAUUCUACACGAGCGAUGGAGCUUGCUCAACAGCUUUCUCAACUCAGAGGACAAACACCACGACUGUUGAUGGCGCUACUCUCUGGGGUAGAGAGGAUGCAUGCACCUGCAUAGCCGAUUGGGCCUCACCUCUGUUGGUCCUUUCUACUGUUUGGAUUUACUAGGAGCCAUUUUGUGAUUUUUUUUUUUAUUUAAGGAUGAUGAAGGAAAAAUAGCACUAGUAUCUAGUGCAAGAAAAAAAAGGAACUGCACUCUUGUAGAGGUAGGUGUGACAGGCCGUCCUCAUUGCAUCUUUCUCUUCCCCCACCCCGUACCCCUCCCUCUCUCAUUGUCGAUGGCUAAAGGCACUGGUUGCCUGCUGUGCCGGGGUAGAGCCGAUUUUCAAAUCAGUGCCGAACCCAGACUAUGGUGAAUUAUGAAUGUGCCACAUCAUGAAUCUCUUGUGGCAGGUAACUGUGCAUCACACCUGGAAUGCUGCCCUGGUUCUUCUCGUCUACCUCACGGUACGGAUGUGGAGUGUGUGCGAAGCGUCAAACAGAGAACAGAGUUGCCCAGUUAUCUGCUCCUGCAGUAAUCACUUCAGCAAAGUCGUCUGCACUCGCCGUGGUCUCAAAGAGGUCCCUCAAGGGAUCCCUUCUAAUACCCGGUACCUCAACCUUAUGGAGAACAAUAUCCAGCUCAUUAAGGCAGACACAUUCCGACACCUGUACCACAUGGAGGUCUUGCAACUCGGCCGGAAUUCCAUCCGGCAAAUAGAGGUUGGUGCAUUUAAUGGAUUGACGAGCCUGAACACACUGGAGUUGUUUGAGAACAGGCUGACUGUGAUACCAAGUGGCGCAUUUGAGUCCUUUUCAAAGCUGCGUGAAUUGUGGCUCAGGAACAACCCCAUUGAAAGCAUUCCAUCAUACGCUUUUAACAGGGUGCCAUCACUGCUGCGUCUGGAUUUGGGAGAGCUUAGAAAAUUAGAGUACAUCCUGGAUGGUGCUUUUGAGGGCUUAAUUAACUUAAAAUACCUUAACCUAGGGAUGUGUAAUCUGAGGGAUAUGCCUAAUCUCUCACCACUGGUGAGGCUGGAGGAAUUGGAAAUGUCUAGCAACCACUUCCCAGCAAUUAAACCAGGAUCAUUUCAGGGGCUAAAAUCACUAAAAAAGCUCUGGCUUAUGAACUCGCAAGUAAAUCUGAUUGAACGAAAUGCUUUUGAUGACCUCACUGCAUUGGUGGAGCUAAAUCUGGCCCAUAACAACCUUACUUCGCUGCCACAUGAUCUGUUUGCACCACUGAAGUACCUUGUGGAGUUGCACCUACAUCAUAAUCCAUGGAAUUGUGACUGCGAUAUCCUCUGGCUUGCCUGGUGGCUGAGGGAGUACAUCCCCACAAACUCUACUUGCUGUGGCCGGUGCCAUUCCCCACCUCACAUGAGGGGGAAAUACUUGACCGAAGUAGACAAGGCCACUUUACAGUGCUCAAGACCAGUCAUUGUGGAACCGCCACAAAACCUAAACAUCUCCGAAGGGAGAACAGCCAAAUUGAAAUGUCGAACAUCUUCCAUGUCAUCCGUCAGGUGGUUAUUGCCGAACAACACGGUAUUGAGUCAUGGAUCGACACAUCCGCGUAUAUCAGUAUUUAACAAUGGAACCCUAUACUUCUUGCAUGUCUUAAUAACAGAUGCUGGUACCUACAAAUGUAUGGUCACUAAUGUGGAAGGAAAUGCUGAUGCAUCAGCCUUCCUGAGAGUAAGCAUGGCAGAGAUCAACACAUCAAAUUACACCUACUUUUCAACAGUUACCGUGGAAACGACACCCGACACCGUUAGGACUAAAGUACCACCGUUUCUGUCGACCCCACCCACUUACAAGCCAGCAUUCAUCUCCACUCCCACAGUGCUGUUACAGAGUGCAAGAAAUCCAAAAACAGUGCCAGUGAUCCCCACGUUGGCCACCAUGGACACGACCCGCACCAGCCUAGACGAGGUUAUGAAAACCACGAAAAUCAUCAUCGGCUGUUUCGUGGCGGUGACGCUGCUGGCAGCUGCCAUGCUUAUAGUGUUUUACAAACUUCGCAAACGGCAUCAACAACGGAGCACGGUGGCGGCAGCCAGGACUAUAGAGAUCAUUAAUGUGGGCGAGGACAUCACACCAUCAGAAGGAGCAGUCGUAGUGCCCUCAGUUCACGACCACAUGAACUAUAACACGUACAAACCAGCACACGGGGCUCACUGGACAGAGAACAGCCUGAGUAACUCGCUCCACACUACAAUACCUGAACCCUUUAUUAUACAAACACAUACCAAGGAGAAAGUUCAGGAGACUCAGAUCUGACUUCUGUACAUAUAUAUAUAUAUAAUAUAUAUAUAAUGCAGUAGAAUGCACAAGUUGUCAGAAUUUUGUAAAAAGUGCAAAACUCAGACUGUUUUCUUGUAUAUGCUUAUAUCAAAGCAACCAUGGCUGAUUUAAAAAAGUGAUUAUAUAUAUAUAUAUAUAAAAAUAAACUAUUUUCUAACCUGUAACUUAUGUUUAAGAAGAGACUAAGCAAGAUGCUUUCAUGACUUGGGGAAAAGAAAUGGGGCCGAACCAAUUUAAAAGGGCAUUCUGUAAUUUUUAAAGCCAAUGCUAUGAGGAUGCAGUAAAACACAUUUAUACAGAAAUUCUUUCUAAGCCCAAUACCAGACUUUACAGGUUUAUCUUGUAAAAGCACCAAUUUGUACUGUGCCAAAUGUUAAAAAGGCAAUA
Molecule: messenger RNA, 3322 nt
Organism: Rhincodon typus (whale shark)
Lineage: Eukaryota; Metazoa; Chordata; Chondrichthyes; Orectolobiformes; Rhincodontidae
Gene: lrrc4.2
Product: leucine rich repeat containing 4.2
Exons: 1
Coding region: 1013-2911 (632 amino acids)
Biological process (GO): excitatory synapse assembly; postsynaptic density protein 95 clustering; modulation of chemical synaptic transmission
Cellular component (GO): postsynaptic density membrane; glutamatergic synapse; plasma membrane
Molecular function (GO): protein binding
Source: RefSeq, a predicted model, not a curated record